This is a messenger RNA of Syngnathus acus (greater pipefish), 4713 nucleotides long. It is a transcript of the gene ccnjl, whose product is annotated as cyclin J-like. Gene Ontology annotation, biological process: mitotic cell cycle phase transition; regulation of cyclin-dependent protein serine/threonine kinase activity. The transcript has 9 exons. Gene Ontology annotation, molecular function: cyclin-dependent protein serine/threonine kinase regulator activity. Gene Ontology annotation, cellular component: cytoplasm; cyclin-dependent protein kinase holoenzyme complex; nucleus. The record is from RefSeq and is a predicted model, not a curated record. NCBI's taxonomy places the organism in Eukaryota, Metazoa, Chordata, Actinopteri, Syngnathiformes, Syngnathidae. Bases 330 to 1589 code for a protein of 419 amino acids.
CGCCGCAACGGCGGCAGCUGGUGCAGCCGAGCAGGCGACUUUGUUACAACGGAGGCUUACCGGAGAAAACCGCUCGGCAAAGUGUAAACACAGCACGCAAAACGGUCCGUGUCGGAAUUCGAAGUCCGUGGCCUCUGAGCGAACCUGUUCCGAGUACUCGCCCGUUAAAGAGGGCUUUCUUCAAACUUGAGCCGAAUUGGAGUUGUUUCAUUCAGGAUGUCGGACUGAGACAAAGGGGUCUGGUCUGGGGGGCAUUCCCGUCGGAGCGGUGAGUUGCACGUUGAACAAGGUCCAAGCAGAUCCUGUAAGUCUCCUCUGGAUGGGAAAACAUGGAAAGGGAGUUGCAAUGGUGGAAAGGACAGCUCGCUGCAGACAUCCAUCAGUCCCUCCGCAUCAAGGAGCUGAAGUUACCCGUCUACCGAGCCCAUUCGCCACAGAUUGGCAUGCGUCGCUACUUCGCAGACUUGUUGGCCAUCCUGAGUAAUCGCUACCAGUUAUGUCCCACGGCACGCCACCUGGCCGUCUACCUGCUGGACCUCUUCAUGGACCGCUACGAUGUGGCCGUCAAGCAGCUCUAUGUCAUUGCCCUGUCCUGUCUGCUCUUAGCCAGUAAAUUUGAAGAGAAGGAGGACAGAGUACCCAAACUGGAGCAACUGAACUCAUUGGGAUUCAUGUGUAAUUUAAACAUGGUUCUCAACAAGAAGGAUCUGAUCAAAAUGGAACUUCUGCUGAUGGAGACCUUUGGCUGGAAUCUGUGCAUGCCCACACCGGCCCACUUCAUCGACUACUACCUCAACGCCUCGGUGCAAGAGGGAGAUCUGUACAAUGGCUGGCCCCUGUCCUCCCUCUCUAAAACCAAGGCUUUCAUGGACAAAUACACUCACUACUUCCUGGAAGUCUCACUGCAAGAUCACACGUUCCUUAGUUUCCGACCGUCCCAAGUUGCUGCCGCGUGCGUGGCAGCGUCGCGCAUUUGCCUGCAGAUUUCCCCGAGCUGGACUACUGCGCUGCAUCUACUGACCGGCUACACUUGGGACCACCUGACCCAGUGUAUUGAACUCAUGCUGCUUGCUCACGACAACGACGUGAGAGAGGCCAACAAAACAAAGUGCGCCCCUCCGCACCGAGCUUCCCCUCUGCAAUCUCAGGGCCAAACUUCUCACCUCUCUCCGGUGUCUGCCAUUCAGAGAUCGCCGUCUUCAUCGUCCACCUCCGCCACGCCACAGCUGCUCUUUCAGCCAGACCACUUCCCAAACCUCUCCCAACAUUCCCCGUCCUUGUCUCAGCUGCAAACGCUCGCCGACGCUCAGGCUCUGGCGCCUGUGGUCAAUGUGUCUCAGGACUUUUUUCAGAGCCACAGAAUGGGGCUCCUGAGCGGGGCGUCUUGCCUGAGCGCUGGGGCCGGCUUCCCUUCCUACUCAAGUCUGGCCUCAGGCCUCCAGGCGGGGGCUCGCGCGCUGCCGCUCCAGGGUCCUAUAUCUGUUCAGAUGGCCCUCGCCGGAGAGGCGCACCACUGCCUAAGCGUGGCCUACACCGGGGGCUACCUCGGUGCCCAUCACACUUUCGCAGCCGGCUGCUUCGACAGGUGACGCCAGGAGACGGAGAGAGAACGGCGGCGGGAGAGCGCCGCGACGCUCCAGUCCCCGCUGCCUUUCGCAGAUCUGUCCUCUCUCUCCGUCGGCACGGCGACACCUUCGGCGCGUCCCGCCCACCCUCCCCUCUCACAGAGACAUCUCAAACGCAAGCAGAGGUCCAAAGACAAAAGAGACCCAGUGGAAGUCAUCACUCUGACGUGACCAAUGUCUCCGUAGACCGCUUGUCACCACUGCGGCUGAGCUGAAAGCAGUGCCAAAUUUGUCAAAGUGCAACAAAAACAACAAAGCUGUGAAAAGGAUAUUUUGCCGUUCGGAUUAUAUGAUAUAUUUUUUUAAAAGACUAAUUCUACCAAAAUCACAUUUUUUUGUGAGGGAAAACAAAUUUUGCAUAGGAGCCACCUUUGGGAAGCUGUUUCUGUUUUCACUCAGUGCCAAGCAAAGGAAAUGCGUGCGCGUCUUAUGUCUGCAAGCAUUGAUUAAACAAGUGUAGGCCGCGUCAAGCCUGAAGCGGCCCCUUUGGGAAUUCCACACUGCAUUAGUCCUCGAGGGGCGGAAGAAUUCCUUGCUUAGUGCACAGCAGGUGAGGUUUAGGGGAAAAAAAAAAAGCCUGCACUGGCCCGCUUUACUCCCCCCGCCGCUCCUCCCAGCUUCCAAAGUCGAGCCUUGCAGCAAGUAGGGUCAAGCAAGUUUUAAAUGCGGCGUCAAAGAUUUCAUGUGACUGGACCAGCAUGGGGAAGCAGACCCAGAAGUGGUUGACUGUACAUAGGAAAUGCUGCUGCUGCUGCUGCCUUGUAGUGAACUGCUGGUUCUGUCUCUGUUAAUGAUGUUUACGUGAACCACUUAAGUAUCAGGGACUUGAACAAGAUUACUUGAAUAUUACAUCGGAACAUGCCAUAGCUUUUAUUUAUAAACUUUGGUUCGAUAUACUGUUUUUUUUCUUUUCUUUUUUCAAUACCGACCUAGAAAGUCACCCAUGUUGUCAUCCAGGCUCAGGUUACAGGCUAAAACUAGCCUUUAUACUGUGCUAUAAUGCUUUAGGUCAGGGUUGGCAAACCUGCCAGUCAUGCGUUUCUGAAAACAAAAUUCCAGAGUGGCGGUUAUAAAAUGCCCUCAACUUACACAACACAACACAAGUACUGCGACUAACCAUCUGCUGAAUCAUUCCGUUUCAUACUAAAGCCCAACGUAGCAAUGUUGGGGGGCCAGAAAGUGGACUGUACUCCCUUUAAAGAGGGUGGUUGUCAAAUCUGCAUAAAUGAACGAGCUGGCAGUCGUCGUUUGCCACACAAACAUCUGCAUCCAGUCGCGUGUAAUUGCGUUCCACCUUUGUAAAGCGCCCAAUUUUCCACUUCCUGUUCAUUUAAACGCAUCCAGAUUCUGUGUGCCAGUCUCAGAGGGAAUACCUCAAAAUGGGUUGUCGGCCACUCGGCCUCCAGCUCGUGUUCUACGUUCGACCCAGCUGUUGUGGAAGGACCUGACCUUAUUGUUUUCAUUUACUUAUGUAUAGUUUUACAGCUUUUUUGUGGUUUGAACUUUUUGAAAAUCUCGUGCCAUGGAGAUGUUAACUUGCUCAUUCCUCAUGACUUCUUGAUCAACUUCCCACAAAGGUGCAAUAUAUUUUUUUUUCCUUGUCUGAACCGAAUACCGCAAUCCUGUGUUGUUGGUCAACCGCAACCUGACUUGCAGUUUGCCUCAUUUCCUCUAGAGGGCAGCGGUCGCUACGAACUGACUAUGUUGCAUGUUGCAGCCACCACCUUUGAGUGAGGUGCUACUGGAAGCAUUUGUCUUUAGAUUAGCGCUUUACCACGUGUUUUAUUUUCCUCCCAUGCUGAUUUGACUCACGUGGAAGUACACUGACAAACCACAAAGUUGAUUUUUUUAUGUUUUAUUUUUAUUUACCAAGUUCCAACUAAUAGUUUUGCUUUGUUACACUGAAUGGUAAAAUGGUGUAUUUUUUUGUUAUGCGCCAUGGAAAAAUAAACAUGUAAACUGAUUUAUUUCUUUUGUUCUCUUUUUAUUUCCCUUUUAUUUGAUCACAUUAGAACAGGGGUCAAUAACCAUUUUGAAAAGAGCCUCUUACUGUAUGUACUGAAUAAUGAGGUCUUCCCAUUUGAUACACACGUCUGAAAUAAAGUUUGCUCAAAAUAUCUUGAGCUAUUUGUGAGUAAUUAUUCAUCUAAAAGAAGACACUGAUCAUGUUAAUGAUUUGUCACAAUGGCAUUUAACGGUAGAAAACCGAUAGGAGUAAAUAUAAAUAUGCAUUAGAUUGUGCAGUUGUAUCUAUUACUGUGGCCUGUAAAUAGAUAUCUGCCUCUCAGAUCUUUAUCCUUUUUCAUACUCUUGCUUGGUAGCUAUGUUGGAAUAUUCCAUCCCAAAGCCCUGCGGCACUAAAGUUCUUCAGAAUGCUGGCUGUUUUUCAGUUCGUGGCACGGAAUUUGCCUUUAGUCUUUUGAUGUUUCAUGUGAUGGUAAGAAAACCAGCUUGCGAUUUAUUUGCCUAAUGUAGCACUAACUGAACACAAUUGAUUAACAUAACCAUACUUGGAUGAUUUUCAUGUAUUUGGGUGUAGCAGUUAGGACCAACCCAGUUGUUUGCAUGAAGGUUCAUGAACCUCAUGACGGUGGAGUAUAAAAAUGCCAGCAGUAGGCUUGUGGACAACAGUCAACGGUGCGCUAGUCUUCAUCAUGUCUUUCACAGGCAAAUAUGUGCUGGCGAGUCAGGAGAACUACAAAGAGUUUCUGCAGGCUAUCGGGGUAACCCAGAUGGAGAUACCAAAUGAAGACAUGGUAACAGACCUCUACGAGGGUGCUUACUACAGGAUUACCAAGUAUUUUGGGAGUCAAACUCUGAGCAACACAUUCUUGCUCGGCAGGGAGGGUGAACUGGAAGAUCUGGAUGGCACAACCUUCAUGACCACCGUCAAUAAGGAGGGAAAUAAAAUCAAGAUCCAGUUCCCCAAAUAUGUGUACACUGCUGAGAUAUCUGGUGACCAACUCAUCGAGGUCAAUUCCAUUUCGGGUGGGAUUACCAACAAAAUGGUUAGCAAGAGGCAACCAGAGUAAUCUGGAAAGAGGUCUUGCAAACUGCCUUUAAACCUAAUAAACGAGCAUUCAACAUG